AUGCCCGCGCAAGAUGCAUCUGCUAAUGUCGUGCAUUUCAGCAUGCCCAAAAGCCAGGAUGAGGCGAUCCCCGAGGGAUACUUCGCAGAGGGUGAGGCGGUGGUCUACCACAGCCGCACGCAGAGCGCGUAUCUCCGUGCCAGAAUCACCAAGAUUCACAUCCUGGCUGGUGUAGUGCAGGCCAUUGAUCUUUCCUGCAAGAAGAGUGCUGACCUCACGAAGAUCGCCAAAAUCCAGGAUGAACCCUGGCGGGAGAGUGUCUUGGCCGAGCUUCCUUUACCACUGCACGCUGAAAAUGCUGAGAGAAGACAAGGUGACACCGCUGAAGUUCCCUUGGCAGAUACCAACAUCGGUGAUGCGAACAGCCUCAGACUCGGAAGCGAAGUCCUUCGAAAGACCCAGCCUGAAACACAAAGUCCCAGCAUCCGAUUCAAAGUUGGGGACAAAGUGCUCUACAACAGCAGAAGUCUGAACCAGAAGAUUGUAGCGGUGGUCGAACGAAUCACCUCAGAUGGUCACUAUGACCUGGAUGUGAAGAAAUCUGCAGAUCCAAAGAAUCUCUCGCUAUACAUAGAGUCUCCCACUUGGCAGGAACACGAGGCCGCGCAGUUGCCGCUGAAUGUGCGAGCUGAUAGUGGCACGCCGCACAGCGGCACACCUCGGACGUUUGCCAAUGCUGCAGAGUUUGUGGCAAGUCGCCACACUGGUCAGGGCCGUUUGCUGAGUUGCCGAACUUCGCAGCCCGUUCCCCUGACGGGGCAGGUCUUGGCUGAAGCUCCUUCUCCCCUGAACAACGCGGAAAUCAGACGCGUUGACACAGAGGUUGACGUGGGAAUGCACGAUGAUGGUGUCCGAAUCGGAAGCAAAGUCCUUCAGACCAUCCCGGGCCAUGCCGUGCAUGCCGCGCAUGCUGCGCAUGACGCCAGUCCUGGUGGCAGAUUUCGUGUCGGAGACAAAGUGUUCUACAACAGCAGAAGUCUGAACCAGAAGAUGGUAGCUGUGGUCGAAGGGAUCACCUCAGAUGGUCACUAUGACCUGGAUGUGAAGAAAUCUGCAGAUCCAAAGAAUCUCUCGCCAUACGUAGAGCCCCCGACUGCUGUGCAAUUGCCUUUUCAGCUUGUCCGAAGUGAAGGUGCCGGCGUUGGCGUCGGCACACCACAGGACAACAGCACUCCCAGGGGCUUUGGCAACGGGGCGGCUGAGUUCGUGGCGAAGCGUUACACGGGCGAGGGCCGCAUAGUGAGCUGCAAAGCCUUUGCUGCAGUUCCCAUUGGACCGCAGGUGCCAAGUCCCAACACCAGGACACCUACCCCCGUCAGGGCGGGAGCCAAGAGCUUCUUCUUGCCUGGGUCAACGCCGAGAGUUUGUGCAGCACCCAAGGCACCCAACCCUGUAGUCACCGAGAUGAUCAGAAGACUCUGUGGGGAGAUUCGCUGCGCUGAUCGCUUCAAGCCCAGCUUGGGCACCAUUCGACAGCAGCUGCUGCAGCAGUUGGGCCUUACAAAGGCGGCGCAGAUCAAGGAGAUGGGAGGCUUCAAAGGAGGUCUCAACCAAGGCAUUUGGAUUGUUUCUGACAACGGCCAGAAGCUGGUGCUCAAACAGAGCAGGUGCCAACGCAUCGCCAGCAACAUUCUGACGGAAGCCGAGAACUUUGUGAGGAUCCUCAAGGACCAUCCAGAGACGCUUGGCGAAAGAUUCAGGUGA
Molecule: messenger RNA, 1704 nt
Organism: Cladocopium goreaui
Lineage: Eukaryota; Dinophyceae; Suessiales; Symbiodiniaceae
Source: the annotation of a GenBank genome assembly